Phanerochaete carnosa HHB-10118-sp is the source of this 1519-nucleotide messenger RNA. RefSeq lists its product as uncharacterized. The coding region runs from base 389 to 1519 and encodes 376 amino acids. The record is from RefSeq and is a predicted model, not a curated record. Lineage: Eukaryota; Fungi; Basidiomycota; Agaricomycetes; Polyporales; Phanerochaetaceae. The transcript is spliced from 3 exons.
UGUAAUGACGCACUUUAUCCUGAUUUUAUCACUCAACACUUCCGCUGCUCGAAUGACUCUCAAAGCCGGGGGAUACAGCGUGAGCAUUUCCGACCAACAUUUACUGUGACUUUCGCGAACAGGGCCUCCAAGACGCUGGCCACACAGCUUUGUAACCUCCGUCUUCUCAUCUGUUAGACUUUCAAGAUAAGCCGCGCACAUUGAUUUGCACGGAUGCCAUGAGGCUUGGGAUUGGGUGUAUCCUGUGCAAGCGGUGUAUGAACCAAGUAUCCCGUUAUUAGGGUUCAGAUGUUCUUAAGUGCGUCCAUCCUCGCAGCCUCGCAGUCGAACGUCUCCCUCUUAACUUACACCGCAACCGAUAUUGCACAGAGUCACCUCUGCUUCCCCCAUGCACAGUGAGGUGUACGCGAGCGAACUGAAGAAGACCGUUCAAGAGGGCGAAGCCCUUUGGUUUCCCGAACCGAGCCAAGACGGCGAAGUUCAAAUCGGAGACGUCGGCUACAUCCACGAAGGGGCUUUUAUGCGUCUAUUCAAUGCCAUCGACCCCGAAAAGUAUCCAGUCCUGACAGCUUUGGAGGAUUAUCGUCUUCCAGCGGCAUUCGAACCACUGCGGGACAGGCGAGCCCAGCGAAUAGACCAACGCCUUAGAGCUCUCGCGCCAGGGCCGUACAAGAGCAAAAGUGUAGUCACCAGAAAGGUCGAGGCAUCCGCAUCUGCGUGCGUAGUUCAUAUCUACGUCGGUGCUGGGAUGGAAUACGAGUGCACCAAGGAGAAGGGCGCGCUUCUGAUUCUGAGGAGCGACGCGAAGAAGGUGCAAGCAUCCUCAGAGAAGACAUUCGGGGAUUACGUGGCGAAGUUCCAUGACUCGUGGUGCAAGUUUGCUUUGGAUCUGGGGAUCGCAUCCGCCGAGGCUAUGGCUAGGAAGAUAGUGCUGGUCUGCGGCUGGGUCAAGACGUACCCCGAUUGGUCCGUUACAGCCUUCACGUCCAGCGGCAGUAAAUUCCGUGCCUCGCUCGACGUCAAGACCAUCGGUGUCGGCGGGAUCACCGGGUCGUAUUCUGGCACGGAACAUGUUGAAGGGCCGGUCAUGAAUCGGUGGGGCGUGUACGCGCGCGCGCGCGCGCCGGAGGAGGAGCGCAUCCAGAACCAGUGCAUUUUCGUCAAGUGCAUCUAUGCAAAGCGUCGGCACUGGCCAUACUUCUUCAGGGCCGGUGCGGGACCGCACCAGCUACCUGACCAACGGGAUGCGAACUCCGGCCAGGAUGGGCCUGCUAUUGAAGUAUCGAACGAACAAUAUCAAAGUGAUACUGAAGCUGGAGACGACAUGGUACAUUACAGUCCGAUGGACGCUGUAUUAGAUUAUAUCCUAGAGGUGCGUCUUUUUUCCGCGGCUGAUUAUGCUGGCGUUGAUGACGUCUAUUCAGAGCUCGAAUGCUGCAACUGCGGUUUGCAGCGAUCAAGAUCUCGAGGACAUACUUUUUGUCAGUCUCUUUUGAAAUUAUAUUUGUUACUACGCUGA